AUGGAAGAUUUAAGAGUCCAGUAUUUUAAUUUGGAGCAAGCCCAGAAUCAUGAACUCCACAGGACUGAGGGACUGAGUUCUCAGACUCUGGUGGUGAGGAGAGGACAACCUUUCAGACUCACUCUGCUCUUCAAGGGCAGACCAUACAACCCAUCCCGGGACGGCGUGGUCCUAAAAGUAAAGCUAGGACGUCUGUACGUGGAGCUCCCUGUCACCUCCUAUAGAUACUCCUCGAAGUCGCGAUGGGUUGCCUAUUUCCAGCAGGACCCAUAUGGUUCCUCCUUAACCACAACGGUUGUCAUGUGUGCCCCCGUCACUGCUCCUGUGGGGAUGUACCAUCUCCAGCUGCUGCUGUUUAGUCAGACCAGCCAACACGCCUACAAUGUAGGUGAAUUUGCCCUGCUCUGUAACCCGUGGUGCCCAGCUGACUCAGUCUUCAUGCCCAAUGAGAGUGAGAGAGAGGAGUUUGUAAGGAAUGACUUUGGACUUCUUUAUAUGGGCACACCUAAAAACAUCAGUGCCAGACCUUGGUCCUUUGACCAGUAUGAGAGCAGUAUAUUGGAGAUUUGUAUGAAGAUCCUACAAGUCAGCCCUCAGCAUUUGCAGGACUGGAGGAAAGAUUAUUUGAAUCGAACCAGCCCUAUUUACAUAAGCCGGGUCAUCUCAGCCAUGAUAAACAGCCAAGACGACCGAGGCGUUCUUCUCGGGAACUGGUCAGAAGACUACUGCAACGGUGUUCAUCCCUCUGAAUGGACAGGAAGCGGGGACAUUUUGAAACAGUGGGCUGGGAGCAAUUUCAACCCAGUCAAAUACGGACAAUGCUGGGUGUUUGCCGCGGUCAUGUGCACAGUCAUGAGGACCCUUGGCAUUCCAUGUCGCGUCAUUACCAACUUUAACUCCGCCCACGACACAAACGGGAAUCUGGUUAUUGAAGAGUAUUACUCAGAGACUGGGCAGAAGCUUUCAGUCAGCCGCGACAGCAUCUGGAAUUUCCACGUGUGGGUUGAGUGUUGGAUGAACCGCCCCGAUCUAGAGGUGGGAUUUGAUGGUUGGCAAGUUUUGGACCCAACACCACAGGAAAGGAGUGGAGGACUAUUCCGGUGUGGGCCUGCUCCAGUGAAAGCCAUUCUAGACAGGCGUAUUGACCUGGUGUACGACAUUCCAUUUGUGUACGCUGCAGUGAACGCGGACGUCCAAACGAUCAUCGUUACUCAGGGACAGAUUCUACGUAAACACACUGACACGGAAAGAGUGGGCGCGCUCAUCUGCACUAAGAGCGUGGGGUCCAAUGGACUAGACAACAUCACUGGCAAUUACAAGCUCGUCAAAAUCAUAAAAUCAUAUAUAUAUAUAACUCUCUCUCUCUCUCUGGCUCUCUCUAAAGGAUCCAGUCAGGGCCUGUCUGUGUCUCUACACCUUUACAAAGUCCCCGCAGUGGGGGAGAACAUCUCGUUCUCCGUCACUAUUGCUAACAGGAGUAAUGCUCUGAGAACAGUGAAGGAGCAUGUAAAUGCCCAGGCUAAAGAAUACAACCACAGUCCCACUGACACGUUCUGGGAAGUCCAUAACAUGGUUCAACUGGCUCCAUUCUCAGAGACCGUGUUGGAGCAUCAGAUCCCGUAUAGUCAGUACAUGACUCUGGCCAAUGAGAACCUGGUUAACCUGGCUGUGGUUGUGGAGGAUGUGGCCACGCACGAGAGAGAUCUGGACUACGAGGAGUUCAACAUCGCCAGCCCACAGAUCCAAAUAGAGGUCGACAAUGAAGGAGCCAUCGUGGCUAACAGAGAGCACGUUGCCACGGUAACAUUCACCAACCCUUUCACGAUGCCCAUCAUGGGCAUCCUCACCAUGGCAGGAGCGGGACUGCUGGAGAACAAAGUUCAGUCCAGGAUUCUGCUGCUCCAGCCUGGAGCCACCAUGGAGACAGCUGUGCACUUCCUUCCCAAGAUGCCUGGCGUGAAAAUGCUGCAGGCCAGACUGGCGCUGAAGAAUAAUCCGGCCGUCAUCCACGGAUAUAAAACCAUCACAGUGAGGCCAGCCUAA
Messenger RNA from Chanos chanos (milkfish), 2043 nucleotides. It is a transcript of the gene tgm5l, whose product is annotated as transglutaminase 5, like. Gene Ontology annotation, molecular function: protein-glutamine gamma-glutamyltransferase activity. The record is from RefSeq and is a predicted model, not a curated record. Gene Ontology annotation, biological process: peptide cross-linking. The transcript is spliced from 13 exons. NCBI's taxonomy places the organism in Eukaryota, Metazoa, Chordata, Actinopteri, Gonorynchiformes, Chanidae. Gene Ontology annotation, cellular component: mitochondrion. Bases 1 to 2043 code for a protein of 680 amino acids.